AUCGAAAUUGUGUGUUUUGUGUGAUUUUUAACAUUUUUUUUAAUUAGAGUUAAGUUUAUAGUGAUUUAUAGCCAUAGUACAGUCUGAACGAGACAAGAAUGUAUAUGUAGAAGCGCGAGUACAGCAACAGUUUCGCGUGCGGUGAAGCAUUUCAUUCAUCGAUUUAAGUCGAAAUCCAAUCCUAAUCUACUGGUAGCUGUCGUCUGGCCGUGUUUACCAUUUACCAUUGAUAGAAAACCUAAGUUAGUGUGUCAAACGUUUCAGGACAUGAGUGAAACGCCGGAGACCAGUAAAAAGCGUCAAAAGACGUGCCUCCAAGUGGCGACGAAUGUGACCGAACAGAAGCAUCAUGUCACCCGCGAGACACGCGGCAAGAAUUUGGGCCUGUGUCGCGGCUUUCGUGGAUGCACCGUGUGGCUGACGGGUCUCAGUGGCGCUGGCAAGACCUCGAUUGCCUUUGAGCUGGAGGCGUACUUGGUGUCGCGUGGCAUACCCGCCUAUGGCCUGGAUGGGGACAACAUACGCACCGGUCUGAACAAGAAUCUGGGCUUUACGCCCGCCGAGCGCGAGGAGAACAUCCGCAGGGUGGGCGAGGUGGCAAAGCUGUUUGCAGACAGCGGUGUGGUCUCCAUUUGCAGCUUCGUGUCGCCGUUCGCCGACGAUCGGGAGAUGGCGCGCAAGAUACACAAGGAUGCGGGAUUAAAGUUUUACGAGAUCUUCGUGGACACACCGCUGGACGUGUGCGAGACGCGCGACGUCAAGGGGCUGUACAAGAAGGCACGCGAGGGCGUCAUUAAGGGCUUCACGGGCAUCACGCAGGAGUACGAGCGGCCCCACAAGCCCGAACUGGUGGUCAGCACCCACGAGUGCACAGUGCAGGAGUCCACGCAGAAGCUGGUGACACUGCUCGAGCAGGAGGGCAUCAUUCCGAGGUCGUUGCGUGACGUGGAUCUUCUGCCGGAGCUGUACCCCAGCGAUUCCAUUGCCAGCGAUGCUCUGUGCCACGAGGCGGAGUCCCUGCAGGCGCUGCCAAUCAGCACCGUGGAGCUGCAGUGGGUGCAGGUGCUGUCGGAGGGAUGGGCCUAUCCCCUGCGCGGAUUUAUGCGGGAGGACGAGUACCUGCAGACGCUGCACUUCAACACACUCCAGAGUGGAAUGGACGGCUCCUAUCGCGAAAACCAUUCGGUGCCAAUUGUGCUUAGCGCCACGACAGAGGACAAGGAGCGGCUGGACGGUGUGUCUGCCCUGACGCUGACGCAUGAGGGUAAGCCAGUGGCCAUUCUGCGCCGUCCAGAGUUCUACUACCAGCGCAAGGAGGAGCGUCUGGCCCGCCAGUUCGGCACCAGCAAUCCCAACCAUCCGUACAGCAAGCAGGUGCUCGAGUCCGGCGAGUAUCUCGUGGGCGGCGAUCUGGCCGUAAUCGAACGCAUCCGCUGGGAUGAUGGGCUCGACCAGUACCGUCUGACGCCGAACGAGCUGCGCCGCAAGUUCAAGGAGCUCAACGCCGAUGCGAUCUUCGCCUUUCAGCUGCGGAAUCCCAUUCACAACGGUCACGCUCUCCUCAUGCAGGACACCAAGAGGCAGCUGCUCGAGCGGGGCUUCAAGCAGCCAGUCCUGCUGCUGCAUCCAUUAGGUGGCUGGACCAAGGACGAUGAUGUGCCCCUGGAUGUACGCAUGAGACAGCACCAGGCCGUCCUCGAUGCCGGCGUCCUGCGGCGCGAGGACACUGUGCUGGCCAUCUUUCCAUCGCCCAUGAUGUACGCCGGCCCCACUGAGGUACAGUGGCAUGCCAAGGCGCGCAUGAAUGCCGGCGCCAAUUUCUACAUAGUGGGCCGCGAUCCAGCCGGCAUGCCGCAUCCAGAUAAGGGUGCCUAUCCCGACGGUAACCUCUACGAUGCCACACAUGGAGCGCGUGUAUUGAAGAUGGCCCAGGGUCUGGACAGCAUGGAGAUCCUGCCAUUCCGCGUGGCCGCGUACGACAACAGUGCCAGCCGGAUGGCUUUCUUUGAGCCACAGCGCAAGGACGAGUUCGAGUUUAUAUCGGGCACCAAGAUGCGCACGCUGGCUAAGACCGGUGCCAGUCCACCCGUUGGCUUCAUGGAGCCUGAAGCUUGGAAAAUUCUGGCCACCUACUAUCAGAACCUGCAACAGGCGUAACCCCCUGCCCGUCCAUGUCCCCCAUGGCCCACAAUGUGCAAUUUACCCUAGAUAUAUUGCUAUACCUCUAUUCUUAUACAUAUAUAGGAUAUAUAUAUUCCUAUUUGAUCACCCUAAAUAAUUUACUACUUUUGCACUCUUUUCCCAAAUCCGAGCCCCGUGUCGUAUGAAUGUAUGUUAUUCCCCCCUCGUUCCUGCUCUUUAAAUGUUCGUAUCGUACAAUCGUAUUUGUAUCUACUCUUAAGUUGUCCAAUUCUCUGUUUAAUAUUAAGCAAAAUGUCGCCGUUUUGUGGACUGUUUUUAUAAAUAUUUAAUUAAUUCAUUAUUUA
This is a messenger RNA of Drosophila subobscura, 2486 nucleotides long. It is a transcript of the gene Papss, whose product is annotated as bifunctional 3'-phosphoadenosine 5'-phosphosulfate synthase. The record is from RefSeq and is a predicted model, not a curated record. The transcript has 4 exons. Gene Ontology annotation, biological process: 3'-phosphoadenosine 5'-phosphosulfate biosynthetic process; sulfate assimilation. NCBI's taxonomy places the organism in Eukaryota, Metazoa, Arthropoda, Insecta, Diptera, Drosophilidae. Gene Ontology annotation, molecular function: adenylylsulfate kinase activity; ATP binding; sulfate adenylyltransferase (ATP) activity. The coding region runs from base 268 to 2157 and encodes 629 amino acids.